CCCCACAGCUUCCCACUCAUAUUGGCUACACCUCCCCUCCACAUCGAAGCAGUGGUUACAUGUUACAUUCUACACCUCCAGGACCCUCUAUUAGGUCUACCCAAGCUCCACAACUACCCCUGGUUAGGCUCUCCUCACCAGUAUCGGCACUAUCCCAUACCUCCUCGUAUGGCCUAGGCAGCUACUGCGUUCGCUUAGGCCCAGUCUGGAAUUUUGUUGCUUGUGUUUCGGAUAGUACGACUACAACCACCAAAGUCAGAGAGGGCCUCACAGAAGAAACUCCAACUAUUGCCGACUUAGAUGAUUGCAUUCACUUGCUCCAUAAUACAGUUGGUGAUAUAUCAAAACUGAAAGCUUUCAAAGAGCCAUUGGAUAUCAUGAAAAGAAUUGUGAAAUACUUUGGGAAAUCUGGACUGGCAACCAAUCAUUUACUGGAGUACCAUCAAACUCAAAUGACUGAUCUCAGCAAUGACAAAGUUCUACGGAUCCAAAAGCCCAGUGGGACACAUUUUGGCUCACUUCAUACAUCUGCAAUGUUACUCCUUCCUAAUCUCCCAGCAAUUCAAACUCUCAUUGCAGAAAAACAAAUUAAGUUCCUAAAAGUGCAUUCAUGA
Molecule: messenger RNA, 614 nt
Organism: Lentinula edodes (shiitake mushroom)
Lineage: Eukaryota; Fungi; Basidiomycota; Agaricomycetes; Agaricales; Omphalotaceae
Exons: 3
Coding region: 60-614 (184 amino acids)
Source: RefSeq, a predicted model, not a curated record